GAUAAACAAAAAACAAAUCGCCAUUUUUAGAUUUUUAUGAUCAGUGCAGCUCAAGACUACUGUACAUUUAUUUUUAAAUUUCGAGUUUCAUCUAAGAUUUUUUCAGUAUAUCAAUCAACAAUCAAUAAUCAAUAAUAUUGAUAUUUUUAAUUCAUUGACUUGUUAAUCAGCUAUUUUAGACACUAGGGUUGGGAGUUGUUAGGAAAAGACAAUAUUGGAAGUACAGUAGGUUUGUCGCUUUAGUUAUUGAAUCAUAAAUUCCAAUUUGAAAAUGACAGAUGGAACAACAAUUUUGAGAAGAAAUCGUCCUGGAACAAAAGCCAAGGACUUCUACAAUUGGCCCGAUGAGCCAUUUGAAGAGAUGGAUAGUACAUUAGCUGUUCAGCAGUACAUUCAGCAACAAAUUAGACGUGACCCAUCUAACAUUGACGAAAUUCUCACGCCACCAGAGUCACAAGAUGUUGGUGUAUGGAAAUAUGAACAUUUGAGGCAAUUUUGUAUGGAGUUGAACGGUUUGGCAGUUCAGCUGCAGGGUGAAUGUCAUCCGGGAAUCUGCAAGCAGAUGACAGCCACCGAGCAGUGGAUAUUUCUGUGCGCCGCACACAAAACGCCCAAAGAAUGUCCGGCCAUCGAUUACACCAGGCACACGCUUGAUGGAGCUGCUUGCCUACUAAAUAGCAACAAAUAUUUCCCUAGCAGAGUCAGUAUCAAAGAUUCUUCAGUGACAAAACUUGGUUCGGUAUGCCGCAGAGUCUAUAGGAUAUUCUCACAUGCAUUCUUCCACCAUCGGGUUAUCUAUGAUGAUUUCGAGAAUGAAACGCACCUGUGCAAGCGGUUUUCCAGAUUCGUGUUCAAGUACGACCUGAUGCCAAUGAACAACCUGAUCGUGCCAGUUCCCAGUGAUGAGGACGGCUCGACUGAAGAACUGCAAAACUUCAUUUGAGAAUGAAAUUACCAACGAACUUGGCUGAAUUGUUCAUAGGACACUAAAGUGUGGACACUAGUGUAUUAUCACGAAGCAAGGACUGUAUAGCUGUAAGUCUAUAUUAUAUUUUUAAGAUUAUUAUAUAUGUACAGUAAGAAAAGGCCGUUCUUAUAAACGAUUCUUAGAACUGUCUUAGUGAAGCACGCUUCAGUUGCCUAGCGACCAAUAACAGGAACCAAUCAGAAACAUUGAACUUGCUAUUAGGGUCUUUCUGAUUGGUGCACCAAAGCGUGCUCACGUUAAAACAUUUUGUUUACAAAGACGAUAAAACUACAGUUAUUAUGUAUACAGUGACUUUAGGUAGAACAUGUGUGUAACAUUAUGUGCGAAUGCUAUUUAUGGUAAGACCAAGUUAUUCGUGGUCUAUAAUGAGUGUGUGUUUCAGUGAGUGUAUUGUAUAAUACGUAUGAGAGUAAUACUCUAUCAAAAUGAUCACUUGCUAGGUUCAACAAUAAACUUCACUUGAAAUUAAUGGAAAACUAACAUUGAUUUCAUAAAUAUAUAUUAUUUAAUCAUGUUUUGUCCGCUUUCUAGAUUCAUAAAUUAUAUAGUCCUACAUUUAGUUACUUGUGAGGUGACCCCCUGAAAUUAAUCCCCUGAAUAUAUAUUUGAUGUUCCCUCCCAAUUCAUAAUAUAUCCAUGCUACUCUUGUAUUUAGUAUGAAUACCGUACUGGUUUUCUAAUCAUGUGAAAGUAUAAUAUAAUCGCUUGUAAUUAUAAAGGAUCAUAACUAUUGUGAAAAUACUCUUGUAUUGUGCAUGAAAAAGUUUUCUACCAAUGUGGAAAUGUAUAUAUUAAAGUAUCCAUAAUCAUUAUUAAAAUUUCAGUUUUUUAUUUAAA
Molecule: messenger RNA, 1825 nt
Organism: Nilaparvata lugens (brown planthopper)
Lineage: Eukaryota; Metazoa; Arthropoda; Insecta; Hemiptera; Delphacidae
Gene: Mob4
Product: MOB-like protein phocein
Exons: 5
Coding region: 272-943 (223 amino acids)
Cellular component (GO): cytoplasm
Source: RefSeq, a predicted model, not a curated record